Molecule: messenger RNA, 1470 nt
Organism: Zygosaccharomyces rouxii
Lineage: Eukaryota; Fungi; Ascomycota; Saccharomycetes; Saccharomycetales; Saccharomycetaceae
Gene: SHQ1
Product: Hsp90 cochaperone SHQ1
Exons: 1
Coding region: 1-1470 (489 amino acids)
Biological process (GO): box H/ACA snoRNP assembly
Cellular component (GO): nucleoplasm; cytoplasm
Source: RefSeq, a predicted model, not a curated record
AUGAUUACUCCCAAGUUUCGAAUUACCCAGGAUGAUGAUUUCGUCCAUAUAAAAGUCAAUGUCUCCAGUUUACGGUUCAAUGCAGCUGGACUUGAAAUGGUAGUAGAGGAAAACGUAUUUGUAUUCCACCUGUCACCCUACUACUUGAGAUUGAGGUUUCCGCAUAACUUGGUUGAUGAUGAGAAUUCAACUGCCAGAUACGAAUCCAAGGAUGAAUCCAUUGAUAUCAAGCUGCCAAAAGAGGUGAAGGGACAAUUCUUUGAAGAUCUAGACGUCCCCACGAAACUGCUGGCUAGACAGGGGGAUAUCCUGGGUGCAUCUAAUGUAGAAUCCGCUAGUGAAGCCCCACAAAAGGGACCCUUAAUUCAAGAGGUUGGUGGUGAUGACAACAACAGUGGUGACCAUAGAAUUGAAUCUUUGGAAGAACAAGGCGAAGCUUUCAAUUGGGAAAUUGAGCAGAAACCUGCCGAGACUACAGACGGGAUUCUCAAGACCAAAUAUGGAUUUGACAAUUUUUAUGAUACGAUUAUAUCUGUUUCAUUAGCUAAUGGCAACGAUAUAAACGAAUUGGAUGAUCCUGAACACACUGGUUCCAAUGAUCGUGUUAAGGAAAGACUUGAAAAAGAAAAAUUGAAAUUCGAUGCAGAAUAUUAUGUUUCAGAAUACAUGGUAUAUAAAUAUGGAUCUCCUGAAGAGCUAGAAAUAAAUGGUAUAAAAGAGGUGCUCCAAAAUACACCACCUGUGGUCAAACAGUAUUUGAAAUGGUACAAAUCCACUGAGGAAAAGAAUUCGACCAUGCCAAUAGAGUUUUCAGAUAAAGAGCAAACCCAAAUGCAAAACAAUAUUCCUCGAAAGGAGUAUCUAAUUCAAGAUUCUAAAACACCUUACGUAACCGUGUUAAACAUUUUAUUCGGUUACAUCUUUGAACAAAUUGAAAAUGAUGGUAUCCAUAAUACUGAAAGUGCAUGGACUAUUGGUAGAUUAGUCCCACAAAUAUCAUUUUUGGACCAACAGCUACUGUUGGAAGAAGACCUAGGUACCGUGUCUAUCAUUAAAGCCGCGGUCAUAACUGGUACCAGGCGAUCUCUAUGCUAUCCACUCCACAGAAAUUUUGAAUUAAUACUCAGAGCUUGGAAUUUUGUCUAUUACCUACUACGUGGUGGGCAUAGGUUAAUAGCUCGUUGCAUACUAGACGUUCACGAAGUAUUCAGAUUCCAUGACGUCUACUACGUUUAUAACAAAAUUCUGUUGGAUGAUCUAUGUUCAUGGUUCCUUUCAAAAGGCAACGAGAAUGUGAUUAGAAGUUUAGCAGUUGAAUUAAAAAAGGAAAUCGAUGCGAUUUCUAAGGAUCAGAUAGAAUUCGAUUGUUUAGCAGGAAUUGACGAAACUACUGGCGAACCCACAUGGGAAAAUUUGACUUUGAAAGAAAUGGAGCUAAUAGCAGAACAACAAUACAGAGAAAGUCAAUAA